Molecule: messenger RNA, 7498 nt
Organism: Limanda limanda (common dab)
Lineage: Eukaryota; Metazoa; Chordata; Actinopteri; Pleuronectiformes; Pleuronectidae
Product: PALM2-AKAP2 fusion protein
Exons: 15
Coding region: 255-4169 (1304 amino acids)
Biological process (GO): regulation of cell shape
Cellular component (GO): membrane
Source: RefSeq, a predicted model, not a curated record
UCGGAGUGUGAGGCACAUGGCCAGUGAAUGAGAGAUCUUUGCUUCCUCUCAGUGUGAGCUCCUUCUCCCACUGUCUCCUUGGAUUAUUGAGGAACAACCUCCUCUGGAUACUCCUCCUCCUCCUCCUCCUCAUCUCCCCUCACUUUUCCUCCCCUUCUCACUGCUGAGGGGACUCCGGCUCUCUCUGACUUUUCCAGGUCUCACCUCUCGUUCUCUCCUUUCACCUCCCCUCUCCCCUGCUUCCCCCCCUCAGGAUGUCGUGUGAGGAGGCUCAGCUCCACAAGGAGAGGCUGCAGGCCUUGGCGGAGAAGCGAAAACGGCAAACUGAGAUCGAGGACAAGAGAGGCCAGCUCGAUGACAUGGUGCUGCAGCUGCAACAUCUCAAGUCCAAAGCCAUGCGAGAGCGAUGGCUCCUCCAGGGAACGGGUCUGGAGGAAGAGAACGUACGGCGAACACAGCUGGAGCAGGAUGAAGAAAAAGCGAAGAGGCUGGAAGGCCUGAUACACAGUCUGGAGUCUGACAUCGGCACACUCGAGAGUGAAGAGUCACAGAUCUCGGCCAAAGAGCAACUUCUACGAGAACGUCUGAAAGAGACAGAGCGCUCGAUAGAAGACCUGCAGAAGAGUCUGAUGGCCCAGGAUGGAGAUGCCACCUGCUGCAUGCCGGCCCCCCUGUCGGACUGCACGGACCCCAGCCCCCCCGGCCUGGCCACGCAGCCCCGGAGCGGCCCACCUGCCCCUGGAGAGCACGCCAUACCAAGACCUGCAAUGUUCGCCAUGGAGAUCAACGUGCAGAACGACCCCCACACCGGCGAGCAGCGCAUCCUGUCGGCCAACCGCGUGAACCCCAUGGACGCGGCGUCACGUGGCGUCAAAGUCUUCGACGACGGCAGGAAAGUGGUCUACGAGGUCACUUCCUCUGGGGGCGUGUCCACCACCAGUGUGGAGAAUGGUUGGAGCUCCUUGCAGGUGGACCAGCUGAUCCAGCGAGCCGCCCGGCCUGCUGCUCGAGGAGGAGAUGGCGAGAGAGGUCAGGUGAGGGUGACCCCGGCCGUCCCACAGGCCUACGUUUCCCCGGCGGAUAUGGAUGAUCUGUCUCCGCCCUCCUGUGCCCCUCCAUCCGUUCCUUCUAGCCCACCAGCCCAGGUCAUCCUCCAAAGGGAGACCCGGCUGGGCAUGAUCCCCCCCUCCGCUCCCGUCACCACCCAGCCGGCCUCCUCGGCCCCCCCGGGCGGCGAGCUCUCCUGCCAGCCUCAGGCCACCGCCGAGCACCCGAUCACCAUGGUGUUCCUCGGCUACCAGGACGUGGAGGACACGAGCGAGAGCAGGCGGCUGCUGGGCUUCGACGGCGCGGUGAAGGCCGAGGUGGUCCUGAUCGACGAGGACGACGAGAAGUCUCUGAGGGAGAAGACGGUCACCGACAUGUCCAUCAUCGACGGCACGGCGGCCGACCUGGUGUCCGGCCGGCCGGCCACGUCCGAGGCCGUCAGCACGGAACUGUCAUCCGACACCCGUGACCCCGACAGCGCCUCCUCGCCACCCGCGAUCGACGCCAACACGGCCCCCCCGCCCGGCCUCACCCCCGCCACAGGCUACAUCAAAACGCCCGAGGUUGCCUUGACAACAACGAACGGCUAUCAAGCUCCGACCAAACAUCCUCACACUGCCAUGAAAUCGUGGCGGGCAGCCGAGGAUGAUAGUGACUCAACGCCGAGAGAGCGAGCCCUGAAGAGCGUCAGUUUCCAGGAAUCGGUCAGCGUUAUCACCGACAGGCCCGCAAGCAUGGAGCUGGAGAGCCAGCAGAUGCAACAUGGCUGCCUCGGCACUCCCAACAACCGAGCCCACGGCGAAGAGGAGACCCCCGACAGCGAGGUGGCUCAGGAGAUCCGUUACCUCGACCAGGUGUUAGACGCAGCCUCUGAAACACCCACUAAUGGAACCUCGUGUCCGUCAGAUCACCACACACCAAUCAGCGUUGACAGAAGCCCCCCGUCUGUCUGUGUGUCAGCAUCCCCUCCUGUCAAUCACCAGCACAUCAUCGUGGAGGGGCACAGACAGACAACGUUCGUCCACCAGGACGACUCCCCCGUCAGAACCAACGGGCACGUGCAGGGGGAGGAGUCGGGGCGCGGCGGAGCGAAGUUUGAGCUGAGGGCGUUUCAGGAGGAGAGGCGGCCCGCCAAGCUCUUCACCCCCGGAGAGGAGCAGCACGUCAGAGUGACGAGGACACGGCCCACAGAGGAGGUUCACGAGUUGGAGCGAGAGCGUCAGGAGCUGAUCAAAGACCAGGCUGUGAAGAAGAACCCAGGCAUCGCCCGGCGCUGGUGGAACCCUCCUCAAGAGGUUCCUUUGGAGGAGCAGCUGGAAACCGACCAGCUCGAGUCGCUCAAGAAAUACCAGGAGAGGAAACAGCAGAGGCAGAAUUAUACCUACACAUACACACAGCCACAGGUGUCAGGCCCUCCGUCAGUGGUGACCUUUGACCCCGAGCUGACCAGGAAGGAGGACAUUCUGGAGAAGCAGAUUGACUUCUCCUCUGCCAGGAGCCAGUUCCUGCUCGGGGAGACGACCAGGAAGGACGUAGCUCCUCAGAUAUAUUCGGCCAAACCUUUCUCGAAAGCCACCACCAGGAGCAGCCAGGGGAGCGCUGACAUCGUCGCUGACACCGGAGAGAGUCACGUGACCUGGUCUGAUGAAGGAAUCGCAGGUGAAUUCACGUGCGAACGAGCCGUCAUGAAAAUCCUGCGUGAGGAAGAGGAAGGGAGGGGUCACUUCCUGCCGACCUACAACCCCGAGGAGUCAGACUCGGGAUUGGACGACUUGUCUGUCCGCUCUCAGGACACCACGGUGUUCAGCUUGGAUAAUGUUUCCGACAGCGGGGCUUCGCUGCCCCCCACCCCGCUGCCACUGACCCCGGUGUCACCUCCCACCCCCCAGCCCACCACACCAGUCAACGGGCAGACCAAUGGCAGUCCAACAGAGGAAGAGCUGGAGUUCCACGCCGGGGUGCUCGUCCAAAACGCCAUCCAAAACGCCCUGGCGGCUCAGAACGACGGGGAGUGGCAGCCAUUGGACUUGGAUUCUUCCCAGUACAGCACUCCGGUGUCUCCAUCCUCAGCUUCAACCAGUAGUCCAGUGCCAGUCUCCUUCUCCCCUGAGUCUUCUGGUGGAGCUCCAAGCCUCCAGUCGCCUGUGUCCUCCAGUCCAGCUCCAUCUAACCCGUCCCCUCUGCCAGAAAGGUAUCCAGAGGUGAGAGUCACUCACGCAGAGAAACCCUCAGACUUCCUGGAGCCUCAGCCGCCACAACUCCAGACGCCUUCACCGCCGCCAUCUCAGACCGUCUCCCCCCCACAGAGAGCCAAAAACGGAGGCCCCAGGAUCAAAAUCCAGUCCUCUUACGCCAGAGCGCUUGCUUCCUCAUCUCCGGCUCAAGCUCCUGCCUCAACCGCUCCCGUCUCCAGGCCGACCCCAGUCUACCGCCCGCCUUCCCCUCCGAGCCCGGAGAAACCGGAGUUCAGCUACUUUAGUAAGUACUCCGAGGCGGCCGAGCUGCGCAGCACGGCUGUGGCGGCGCGAUGCCCCGAGCCGGAGGCGGCGGCCAGCGGCCCGUUCCGCCUGCGCUCCAAGAAGCAGCGAACAUUGUCCAUGAUUGAGGAGGAGAUCCGAGCGGCUCAGCAGAGGGAGGAGGAGCUGAAGAAGCAGAGGGAGACGGUGCCUGUGGUUAAAGUUCGCUCCAGCAACGCGUCCAGCAGCGGCCACGGCCCUGUGAGGACAGGGAUGAAGAAAACCACCAUCACUCCAGGAGAUAAGAUGAAGAGCAACAGUCUGCCAACUAGACUCACUCUGACAGCGAAGACAGCACCGGGAAAGAUCGAGAAGGUUCGACCCGUGCCGCCCGUCUCGCCCUCGCCAUCAGAGGGCGCUCUGUCCGACGCCGGCAGCGAGGACUCCGGGGGGUCACGAACCAAGAACUACAUGCAGACGCUCAUGGAAGACUUUGAAUCCAGCAAGGUGAAGAGGAGGGAGAAGAUAGACGACAACAGUGUUCUGGAGGCCACUCGUGUCACCAGGAGGAAAAGCGACAUGGCGCUGAGGUGGGAAGCCGGCCUCUACACCAAUGAGGAAGGAAAGGAGGAGGAAGAGGAGGAGGAGGAAGAAGAGGAAGAGUAAAUCGGCUCCUUUUGCGAGACGGUGAAGGGACUUGGUCGGAGGAGAUAGAGGAGGAUGAAGGAAGAAAUGCAAACAGGAGGAGAAAGGACAAAGAAAGGAAGGAAACAGUAUUUAUUUUACUUAUAGUAUUCUGAUGAUCACGUGAACCGCCGGCUUGACCGAUGGCGCUCACCGAGGAGAUCGAUUUUUGGACCUGACGACUGAAGAGGAGUUUAAAGACGAAGAAUAUGUGAGAGACAUUUGAAGUGUUGCAGUGAGUGACACUUUGAAAGGGUUUCAUGGUUUAAGGACGUUCUGCAGAGGUUUAUAUGGGACAGAAGGUUUUUUACUGGCUGGUAGACGCUGAAUGACUUAAGUAUUCAUAGGAUUUUUCACUUUCUUGUUGACAUGCGGGCUAAGAUCUAAAGAUUUUAUUACGACAGGUCAUCUGAGACCUGAUGAGAAUGAUGGUUUUGGCAAUGUGAGCUUUAGAAUGUGUGGGAAGAUGAUGCAGUAGAUGAGCGGGUGUAUGCUGAUACUGGUUUUGAUGGUUUUGAUGCUACUGCAGAGAGGAUGUGAUGUUUAACAGGAUUCUAACCCAAGCAUCACUUUCUGAACCUGCAAAGUUUUAACGGUCUGUAUCCUGCGCUGCCACAGCCCAGUAAUAACACACAGACAACAUGUCGCUCUGAGCUUUCCUCUUCAAGCUCCUGCAUUUAAUCUCAAGUGGCGACUUUAAGGCUGCUGCACACUCGAGGACGAUCAGGGCGAUUAUAGACCCAAUUUGCCCUUUCCGACAAUCGCAGGGUCAUUUCCGCCUGGAGGUCACUUGGUGCCGAUUAUCUGCUCAAAUAAUCCUGAAGUGUGAGGGGUUUACAAAAUAAUCCAGUUGAGUCUGAGUCUCCAUGAUCUCGAAUCGAUUCGAGAUCGUUUUAUAUAUUUUAUGAUAAUCAGCUCCUACAGAAACCCCUUAAUAGCAUGAGAGAGAGAGAUAAACAGAGAGAGAGAAAAUGUUGUUUUUUUUCUGAAGUGACGUAUAUUCACACGAGUGUUUCACACUCAAGUUCAGGAGGUGGUGGCCAAAAAGUUUGCAACCGCCAUAAAAUAAGUGAAGAAGAAGAUAUUGGGAGUUUCUGUGAGAGUUCAAGACUGGAAAUCGCCUCUGGACAAAUCAUCAGGUGUAUGCGUUCUAAGAUUCUAAGAUUAUGAUCAUGACUGUGGUCUCCCACGUUUUUUAAAUCAGUCAAGAGUUGAGAAUCCUCUCGUGUGCAGCAGCCCUUGAGCAUCAGCGUCAGGGAGGAACCUGCGAAACGAGCAUCGAGGUGCAGCGUUGCCUUUGACCUGUCAGCUCAAGGUUGAACGCUUCACACUCGUGAUGUAUUUGAUCCUCUCCUAUUCUGCAUUACUACGUUUUCGGUAGACGUUAGAGAGAAUACACAGCCCCAUCUAAACAAAUCACUAUUCUUCAGUGUGCAGGAGGAGACAGGCCGGGGGGGGAGGGAAGCUAGCUGCAGGUUAUGUUUGUGUCAGUAUGUGUUAAAUAAAGAAAGGGCUGGGUCCAGGGUUUUAUAUUCUUUAAAAAAAAAAAAAUCACUUAUUUUACCUUCACCGCUUCAUCGAACCUGUUUUUUCUGAUGUAAGCAGUUUGUUUUCAUGUAUUAUACCGAGGUAGGACUGUGUAUUUGAUAAAUGAUCUAACUGAGGAUAAAGUUUGAUGAAAAAAAAAUAUAUUGAGGAAAAAAAGCUUUUUAUAUCAAAGUUGUGAUACCAAAAGCGAAUGUUGAUAUUCAGAGAGAAACGAAGUGUGGGCCUGAGCUCUUGAGUCUAUUUAAGAAAAUAAAAGUACAGCUUGUGUUCAUGGCGUUACACUCGUUUCCUGACCUGACACGACAAGUCGCAGACAGACGAUCAGUAGCAACGGGCUCAGCAGAUCUUCAUUUUACUCACUGCAAGUCAGGGUUGUUGAUUUUUUCCAAAGCGAAUAUAUUGAUUUUGCAGGAUGACGUGAUUUUCUUGUUUUGUUAAAAUGGACGAAGAAGAGACUGAUGAUACUGUGGAAUGUCCCGUUGCAGAAAACUAUGUUUCUGUUUGAAAUGAAAUCACAAAACACGCAAACACAAUCGGUAAAUGAGUGAGGAUUGAAAGUAGAAAUGUCGAUGCGGUGUUGCGAACCACUUUUCACUCUUCAUUUUGAAGCCAUCCAGAUUUUUUUUUAUCCAGGAUUAUGAUAUUUUCUUUUCUGUAAAUCAAAGGUUAAAGUUUUGAUCAAGUGUCCUUCAGCAAAGUCCCAGACUUCUCUGUCUGCUCCCCCUGAACAAAACCCUCCAAUAAAUGUCUGAAAUUCAAAAGAACACUGAGGUAAUAUUGCACAAAAUGUUAAGAAGAAUAAUAGAUAAUAAUAAUCUGUAUUGUUUUGUAUUUAAAGGAAAAUUCCCAGUUGGCAAACUAUGCCAAACGUGUGUGCCAGCUGCUUCACCAACCAGAAGUGAAAACUAAUGACUUCUGCCUCUUUAGUGCAAACAUUUACCCCUGAAACAAAAAGAAAAAAAAAUUCCCAUUGGUUCCAGAGAAUCGUCCUUGUUCUUGUUUUUAUAAACUUUUAAUAAUAUAUAAAAGGGGAAAUAAGUAUUUAAUGAUAAACGACAAGGGUGUUUCUUUUAUGAGAAUGUAAAGGAAAGUGUACAACAAGGAAGUGCUAUGUUGCUGAUCCUGCUUUGAGAUCUAUUCUUAGCACAAGACUUAUGUGGGAUUUUCCAGACAUGACUCAAGCUUGCAGACAUCUUCCUUUUUUUUUAAAUGCAUAUGUUAGUCAUUGUGGUUCUUAAUGUUUUCCAAAGAGAAAUAGUGGAAAUGUGAGCUUAUAUUUCCAGGAUGACAAACGGAUCAAUUCCUUUGUGAUAAAUGAUUGUUUUACUGUGGCCUAUUCAAAAACUGUAUUCACAGCACAAUUUGUUUUUUAUUAUUAUUAACAGACACGAAAUAAUUUCUGCUUCAAAAAACCUGCCGCGAUUCUCAGUAAACACUUUUGAAAAGGUAACAGACAUCACAAACACCCAGAGGAUUCAUAACUGUGUGAUUUACUCUUAUUAUUAUUAUUAUGCUUUUGUCGUUUGAAUUGACGGUGCAGAGGAGAUUUAUUUAUCAUUUCAAGACGCUGGUAGCUUGUUGUCGCACCGAGCUUCAGUGUAUGACAAAGCAAUCGAUCACGUAUUCGUGUAUAACCUCUGUCCCUAUGUUAACCACUUGUAUGCUCAUACUCUGCUUUGUUAUUUUAUAGCACGUGUAAGGCUCACAGUUAUACACCUACUAUACAUAUUAUGAAUAUUUUCUCAUUAAAAACAAAACAUGUA